Messenger RNA from Daphnia pulex (common water flea), 5024 nucleotides. Its product is annotated as homeobox protein prospero-like. NCBI's taxonomy places the organism in Eukaryota, Metazoa, Arthropoda, Branchiopoda, Diplostraca, Daphniidae. Gene Ontology annotation, molecular function: RNA polymerase II cis-regulatory region sequence-specific DNA binding; DNA-binding transcription factor activity, RNA polymerase II-specific. The record is from RefSeq and is a predicted model, not a curated record. The coding region runs from base 851 to 2365 and encodes 504 amino acids. Gene Ontology annotation, biological process: regulation of transcription by RNA polymerase II; cell differentiation. Gene Ontology annotation, cellular component: nucleus. The transcript is spliced from 3 exons.
UGUCUAUAUACAUGUCCUCUCUCUCUCUCUCUCUCUUCCUCUUGACUCGUCGCUUUUAUAGACCCGCUCAUACGCGAGCUAUAUCGCCAUCAGUCGCGGCAGAGUCACGCGCCCGCUCGCACACACACUAACGCAACUGGCACACACACUUGCCACCACCACCCGCCCGCAAACUUUUGUCAGUCUCCCGAUUCUUCACUACUCCUCCUCCGUCGUCGUCGCGCCGUUUAUUUGAUUUUUAUUGUUAUUACGUCAUCUAUUAGAUAUCCUGACCAAAUUAAAAGUGGGCUGUGUCGAUAUAUUUUGAUUCAAUCAACUCGUCUCAUUUUGAUGACUUCAAAACGGUUCAGUGUCUAGUCUAGUGUGUGUGACCCGGGAGAACCAAUUUCAAGACUUUGUGUUUGGUUUUCAAAUUGUCCCGCGCUUCGGACGAAAGAAAAAUAAAAAGUUUGGUUGUUCUUUGAGUGAGUGAGUGAGUGUGUGUGUGUACACAUUAAGUGUGUGAGUGAGUGUGUAAAGGCCUUUUUGAUUCAGAAAGAAGAUCGGGAUUGGCGAGAGAGCCCACCGAGUGACAUCAUCAUCCAAUUACACAACACACCAUCAUCAGACGAAAACCCAUUGGAAAUCCCUCCCACCUCUUUUGUGUGUGUGUGUGUGUGUGUGUGUGCUGGAAGGAACCGGCCCCUGCCGAAAGAAUAUUACAACAAAAAAAAAGAUUUUUUGAAUUGGAGGACACCUGCAUACCUUUUGGGCUGGAAAACAACAAUUUUUGUUUGUGUUUUAUUUUCCUCUCCGGGCUGAUUGUAUGUCCGUCUCUCCAUGGCCGGUGAUCCGUUGCCGUUGAUGAGCAAUGACGACGUGGUGCCGGCCGGACCGAGCAUCUUUUGCUUUGAAUCGUCGAGGAUCUUCAUCAACGGGAACGGCAGCAGCAGCAGCAGCAGCUCCAGUGGCUCCCAUCUCUCCCAACGGUGGUGCUAGCAACAACAAGGCCGGCACUAAUAAGCGGAGCCAUCACCAUCGACAGCAGCAGCAUCAGCAUCACGUGCGUUACGGGAGCGAGUCAUUCACAUUGGCGGAUCAGACGGCGCCUCUGUCGUCCCGCCACUCGAUCGCCGACAUCCUCGGCUGGAAAAAUCCCUCAAGUGCUGCCACCGCCGUCGACGGCAACAUCUGCAAAAUCGAACAAGGUGAACACAACAACAACAACAAUCAGUUCCAGCAACUCGUGUUAGGUCGUCGUUACGACGAUACCGAAGGCGAAGAAGAAGAAGAAGAGGAGGAACCGGAAGAAGAAGAGGAAGCGGAAGUCAUGGCUUCCGACUGCGUCGACGUGGCCGACUUGACGGUGAACAUUAGUGACGAGCCGCUGGACUUGAGCCUGGACAAGAGCAAGUGCCGCCAACGUGAGCGGGAGCGCGAGGUCAGCGGGGCCACGCCCAUCAAGCGGGCCAAGGGGAUGAUGGCCGUCGACGCCAUGGGGGAGCCGGCCAGUGACGGAGGCACGGACGAGGGCGACCUGGACGGCGUCGGACAGUGGGGAAAUGUCCAGCCGCACCUGCAGAUGGCCGCCAAUUUCUCGACGGUGCUCCAGUACUAUUUGACGGCUGCCCGUCUGUGGCAGACCAGUGAAGUGAUCCGGUGUCAGGAAUCUCAGGCCAGGGCCGGCGGCGAGACGGACAGUGAGGCCAAUGACGACGGACACGGGUCGGACACCAACACGGCGGCGGCAGCGGCGGCUGUCGUGGCGGCGGCCGUGGCAGCCGCCGGCAACGAGUCGGCCGGAGUCAUGUUGCCCGUCCAGCAAGUGCAACAGCCAUCGAACAACAACAACAACAACAACAGCAGCAGCAACAAACGCCGGAAGAAUAAAGAUGGGCAGCAUCAAAAUCACAUGGUCAUGGUCUCGGAUCUGGUCAAUUCCGGAGCGGCCGAUUCCGGCGGCAACGGCCAAUCUCGUCCGCGCAAAACGCGGACAACCUUCACGGGCAAACAACUUUUCGAGCUGGAACGGAUCUUCGAACAGAAGAAAUAUUUAUCGUCCAACGAACGCCAGGAAGUGGCCCGUCUGCUCAACGUCACCGGCUCACAGAUCAAAAUUUGGUUUCAAAAUCGCCGAACCAAAUGGAAGAAACAGGAUCCGAAUACGGCGGCCGAGCUUGCCCAGCUCAAAUCGGCCAGUCGCAGUUCUCAAGGAGGGGGGUCGUCGUCGUCGGCCGCCGUGCCCAAGGGCAAAAACGGAGAAGAUCUCCACCAGUCUGGAUCGACAAACGCCAACGACGACGUCGCCAGCGCCGGCGAUAACGAGGAGAUCAAUAGCGACGACGCCUCAUCUCCACCAGCGCCGCGAUCACCUUCUCCCGUUUGAAUGGAAAAAACAAACGAAAAAAAAAAAUUAUUUAAAAUAAAACAAAACAAGAAAUUAACAUAUAACAUCCCGAAAUGUUUAGAAACAAAUUAUCGUUUUUUUUAGGUUUAAAAAAAAAAAGAAAAAAAUUCCCGCCAAAUUUCAAAAAAUCGCCCCCUUCAAAAAAUGUUCUGUCUCUGUUGUAAUAAUUUAAUUUAAUUUAAAAGAAGAAAAGAAAGAAAGAAAAACAAACCAGAAAUUUUGGCAAUUUUUUCAUUUUUGUUUUUCUUUCAGAUUUGUUUGCAUAAUUUCUCAUUUGUUGGUGUGUAAUAAUACGGGUCUUCUCUUGCGUGUCCGGCGACAUGAACGAGUUUGCUCUGUUGUGGAGUGUACAAAAAGAAAAGUUAAAAGUUAAAAAAAAAAAAAUGGGAGAUCGUAAAAACAAGGAGAGGAAGGAAGGAAGGAAGAAAAAAGGAAAUUAAUUGUCUCCUUUUUGUUUUCUAUUGUUAUUUUCAAAAGAGUAAAUCUGUCCUGUUAGACGUUACUACCCUUAUUACCCCCUGUUGGUUAAAGCGUCUCUCGACUCUGUGUGUGUGUGUGUGUAUGUCAGUGUGUCCAUUACGAAGAGAAACGACGACAGUGACAAGUGCCUUGUGAUAAUAACUGAUGUGUGUGUGUGUGUGUAUGUAACGUCUGUUUGUUUGUUUGUUUGUUAGCUCUCGCCAUUUUGCUGUAGACCCUCCUCCUCCAUUUGGUUGCGUGUCGAGUUUGUCUCCUCUCUCUCUCAAUCUGAAUUAUUUCCUUUUCACACAGACACACGGGGCAAGUUACGCAAGACCAUUCAUCUUGUCCAGGAAAAUAACAGGGAAAUUUAGAAGAAAGAAAAGAAAAAUUUUGUUUUUUUUUCGUCUCUUCGCAAUGCAGAAUUUUCGCCGUUGAUUUUUCUUCUUCUUCUUCCAUUUGUUUUUCUUUCUCUCUCUCUAAAAAAAAAAAGAAAAUUGGUAGAAUAGAAAUGAAAGUGAAUUUUUCAGAAAUUAAUUAUUGUUGUAUAUGUUCGUUUUUUUUUAAUUCUUCCUCCUGCCUCCGUAAUAUUCUGGUAACAACCGGUCACGCAACCUUUUCUCCCGUUUUUUUUUUUUACCGAAUGGGAAAACUGUCAAAAGUGUCACGCCAGAAUCUCCUUCCCUCCCCAGUUGCUCUCCCUCCCGCUGAUCUCUGAAAAACUCCAUUCGUCCUCCCCCCACCACCGCCAUUUCUCCAUUUCGUCCAACUGCAUCUCCGUUGAGUUUUCUUUCGUGAGUUUUAUUAUAGAUACAGCACACAGACACACACAGACAGACACACACACACUGUGAGACACAUCCCGAUGAAGAAGAGGAAGAAGGUGACGCAGGGUGCGCAAGUAAUUAUAGCCUCACCUCGGGAUAUUAUUUUGAUCGAUUCGGCCUCGUAGCUGCCGAGAAACAAGAAGAAAGAAGAAGAAGAAAAAAGUGUGGGAGUAGAUAGAGAAACGGGCGGGCCCCGUGUGGAUCGCUAUUUUAGAACUUUUUUCCGGCUCUGUGUCCUUAUUUUCUUAUUCGUUCAGUUUUUGUCCUCCUCCAGCCCCCCCCAUCAUCCCCACCCCUCGUCGUCGUCGUCGUCGUGGUCGUUGCUAUUUGCUUGUUUGUUACUUCUUCUUUUCGGUGUAGCAGCUUAGCCCGUCUCCGUUUCCAGCAGCGACGUCGCUUCAAGCGUUUCUGGCAAUUUGACUUGACGGGAUGAUGGCAGGAGCAGCUUGGGCAGGGGCAACUUGGCUCGAUUUUCAUCCGCUUCUCUUUCUCCCCCUCCUCCCCCUCGUGCAAGAGAAGAAGCAGUUGACGUGACUGCUCUUUGCCUUUGCUGGCCGCUGCUACUGCUGCUGCUGCUCAUACCGGGCGCUUUCGUUGCUGUCGUUGCUGGUGGGCUCAUCGUCACCAUCCGAGAAGAGGAGAAAUUAUACAGCGAGCAAGGAGGAGGAGGAACAACAUGACUGGGCUGCUGCUGCUGCUGGGCCUCGUCUCUCUGCGGCUGGUUGCCGCUAGAAACAGAGACGGCGUUCUUCUUUAAGAGAUCAAUCCGGCUCAGAAUCUCGCCGUUGUCAGGGCCUUGAAACGAUGCCAAGUGCAGCGACGACGAGUUUCUUCCAUCCGCCUUCUCCUCCUCCUCCUCUCGGUCAACGUCUAUAAAAACCAGAAACGGGAGAGAGAGAAAGAGACGACACACACACACACAAAAAGAAAGUAAAAAAAUAAUCAUAAUAAUAAUCCAAUAACCUUAAUUGAAUCGUUUUCAAAUCGAUAAAUACCUCCACGUUUCUCUGGGCGAAUCAUCUGCUGGGACUGGUUCAUCAUCACAUGCAGGUCUCCCUCAUCAUUGCUCCUCCCCAUUUUGACCUGUUCACAGUUAGGCAAGCAAAAUAAAAAAGAAAUAAAGACAUGUGAAGAAAACACAACACGAAAAGACACACACACAAAUGCAUUUUUAAAAGACAGGGACACAUAUAGCUGAAUUGAUGAUGGUUGAUGUGAAAUCCUGCUGGUAUAUGCAGAUGUUCAUUGCUCUCUCUCUCUCUCUAUCUAUCUAUCUAUCUAUCUAUGUGUGUGUGUGUUUCAUGUGUGCAAGUUUGGAGAUGUUUGAAUAAAAUGCCAAUGCUAUUACCAUA